Xiphias gladius (swordfish) is the source of this 2016-nucleotide messenger RNA. It is a transcript of the gene chga, whose product is annotated as chromogranin A. NCBI's taxonomy places the organism in Eukaryota, Metazoa, Chordata, Actinopteri, Istiophoriformes, Xiphiidae. Gene Ontology annotation, biological process: negative regulation of insulin secretion; defense response to bacterium; negative regulation of catecholamine secretion. The record is from RefSeq and is a predicted model, not a curated record. Gene Ontology annotation, cellular component: chromaffin granule. The coding region runs from base 65 to 1240 and encodes 391 amino acids. The transcript is spliced from 8 exons.
UUCUGAAACAAAGCUUCGCUAUCUUCCUAUUCCUGGAGAGCCGAACGCGCCCUCGUUUCCAAACAUGACCGGGAGCGGACUGUUCGUGUGGACAAUGCUGUCCGGCUGCGUUCUAUCAUUGCCAGUGAUUUCAAGUCAGCUGGAGAAUGAGGACGUAGAGGUGAUGAAAUGCAUCGUGGAGGCGCUGGCAGAUGUGCUAUCAAGGCCCCGCCCCAUGCCUGUCAGUCAGGAGUGUCUGGUCAUACUGAAGACUGAUGACAGGCUUGUAACUAUCCUGCGCCAUCAUAAAUUUCUGAAGGAGCUGCAGGAAGUCGCUGUUCAAGGUGGCCAAGAGAGAGCUCAGCUGCAAAGAGACGCUGCGACGCCUGACCCAACGACACAAACUCCUCAGACUACAGACGACGUUGCUGAUCGAUCCAUGUUGGAGGCUUUAGGAGGCCCCGGCGAAAGAUCCAUCCUCUCCCAGAAGAGGAGGACAGGAAAUGCUGAUGGAGAGGGAGAAAAGAAUGAGAGCCUGAGAGAUGGAGAGUAUCAGGCAGACAAUGACAUCUUUGAAGAGGUGCAAGUGAAGAGGGAAGAUGAUGAGAGCCCAGGAAGUCACGUCUCUAAGUCUGUGGAUGAGUGGCAUGAGGGCAAAGCUGAAAAGAGGGAGGAGGAAGAAGAAGAGGAAUAUGAAGAGAAGAGGGCAAAUUCAGAGGAGAAUUCAGAGGAGGAAAACAUAUCCAAGGAUAUUUCAAGUGCUGCAUCUGAUGAAAAGACAGAUGCACCCAGAAAGAAAUCAAAAGAGAAGAAGUUUGAUGAAGAAGAUAAGGAGGAGAAAGACAAGAGAUCAGUACUUUUCUCAAACAAAGAAGUGGAGGAACAAGAGGGCGAAGGGGAGAUAAUGAGAGGGAACAGGGAGAGCCUAAAGCGAUGGACCAAGAGGGGCAAGGGCUUGCAGUUGAAGAAAAAUGCCGGCAGAAAGGAGGUGCAGCAGUACAACAGUCAGCAGGAAGUGCCACAUCAUUCGAAAGAGGUCACAGAAGAUGAGGAGGAGAAGAAGAAAAGAGACACUCAGAAGAGUCCAGAGGAGAAGGAGCUGCAGAUGAUCGCCAGAAGGGCGCCAGAGGAGAGGAGGGGAUUGGAGGAAGAGGGGAGCGCCAGUAGAAAGUCAGAGGAGCCAGAGAUUGAAAGCUUGGCAGCCAUCGAGUCAGAGCUUGAAGACGUUGCCCAGAAACUCCAUGAGCUGCGGCAGGGCUGAGAGAGAGACUGGUACAAAGUUGACACCGCAACCUCCUCUGCCUCCUCGUCCUCCUCCGCUUUACCAGCUGCCUGGUGUCCAAAGAUAAAGUGUGUGAAUAUGUGACAAGUUUGUAUCUUUUGCUAUUUUUCCUGAGGAUGCCUACUUGUGCCACACUGCUGCAGCCUCCCUUGUGACAUUGUCUGUCCCUCACAUAGAAUAGCAAAAAGUAGAUGCACAUAGCAACUAGAUAUGCAUACUAAAACAUACGAUUGCACAAGUUAGGUGCAUUAAAACAUAUUAUUCAGCACAUUCAGUAAAGCUCCCAAAGGAAAAAAUCUUUCUGUCAGUGAUCGGUGACAGCUUGUUUUCCUACAUUUCUGUGACAAUCAUCUCUGUCUUUCUGCAAAUGUGUCUUGUCUGCUUUUCAAAUUAUUUUAACUCUGCACAUUGACUUAUGUGAAAGGUUGAGGCAGAUCCAGGUAUACACACACCAACAACGUGAGGUUGUACAGUAACGGCAUGUAUACAUGUACAAAGCUCUUUCUGAGAUGCUUACUUACUUACUUAUCAGGAAGACGAAUACAUGCUUACUUAUCAUUAUUGAUACAGUUGACUCUAAUCAAGCCAAGGCAAUAAGUGAAUAUUUUUAGCAGAUAAAUGGCUGGACUGUGAUGUAAAACUGUAUGAAAUUUAUGUAAGAAAAUGAAUAAAUUGAAUAGUUUAUCUGGAAAUCUCUGUUUGAUAAAUCCUUUAAAUGUCUCUAAAUUCAAAUAAAUAUUUGCAUUAUAGAAUUA